This is a messenger RNA of Pocillopora damicornis (cauliflower coral), 625 nucleotides long. RefSeq names its product 28S rRNA (uridine-N(3))-methyltransferase. The record is from RefSeq and is a predicted model, not a curated record. Lineage: Eukaryota; Metazoa; Cnidaria; Anthozoa; Scleractinia; Pocilloporidae.
CGGACGAGGUGAGAUGGUGACACUAAAAUAUUUUGGUAGAAUUAAGUUGUACCUUGAGUUCGAAUCUGAUUGCUUUUGCUGUAACCUCUAGGCAGAAGGAAAGCACAAAAAGAAGAUGAAAAAGAAAGCAAAACACAAGCUUGGGAAGAGGAGGAGGGAUUCAUCUCCAGAACAAGAAAACACUGUAGAGUCAAAGAUACAUAAAACAGAUGCCAAUGGCACCACGACUACAGGUCGUCACUUUACUAUCAGUCUUGCCCUCCCAGGCUCUAUUCUGGAUAAUGCACAAUCACCAGAAUUGAGGACAUACUUAGCAGGCCAGAUUGCUCGUGCUCUAGCAGUUUUCAGUAUAGAUGAAGUUGUCGUCUUUGAUGAGUCAGGAAAAGCUAAGAUUGAAUCUAGCAGUGGAUUAAACCACAAAUCAGACCCCAAUAUUUUGCUGGCAAGGAUACUUCAAUAUCUGGAAUGUCCCCAGUACCUCAGAAAAGACUUCUCAGUGUUUACACAGAGUCCAUACAAAGAUGGUUAUGAUGUCACGAUAGGAACUUCAGAGAGGGGCACUAUGGUAGAUGAUCUAGUUUUGCCAAAUUUUAGGUACAUUUAGUGUACAAAUUUGAUUUGUAAA